CUAAAAUUCAGCCAUAUUUAGUACUCAUGUAUUUCCGACUGUAUUGUAUGACAACAAGAAAUACUAUUUUGAAAUACACUCAAUGUUAUGACUUGCUCUUACAAUGCUUGAAAAAGACAAAAUUUAAGGUACUCGUAUUUUGUGCUUUAUUACUAGAAUCUGGAAAACCUGACAAAGCUUUAGAAUGAAGUGCUCUUCAUUACCUGCAGAGAUAUUAACACCUGACCACCAGAUCUUGAGAAGUGAUGAUGAUGUUAACAAAGUCUGGAUUCCCUGCUCAAUAUGCAAACUUCCUAUUAAUCCACAUUGCUGCUUCCACCAUAAACAACAGCACAAGGCGGAAACCAAUCUGGGCUAUAAACAUGCACAGAAACCAAUAAGCAUUGGAAAUCUCUCCUCCAAAAGAAGGGACGUGAUAUUGUAUAUACAAAAACAAUAUGGUUAUAAACAAGCACUGAUCCAUAAUGUAGACAGAUCGUAUGAUCUUCAAAAGAGAAUUCUGAUUUCUCCUGCUGAAGAUAUUAGAAGGCUAAGCACCCAGGACUUUGAAAACACAAUUGUCUACAAAAUGGAUAAAACCAAUGCCUUAAUACCAUCAAUAGCAGUGUGUUCUGACAAGAAUCCAUCUUGGCAAAGAGACUUGGAAGAUUCUUUUGUCAUUCUUGACAAUUAUGGCAGUAGAUCAAACACCUGUUUAGUUGGUGUAUUUGAUGGGUGUCACGGGCAAUCUGCUGCUUGUACAAUGGCUCUGGAAUUUCCAGUUCUACUUCUAGGCCAGCUUCUGAAUUCGGAUCCAUCCUAUAAGAUAACUGAAAAAGAAAGACAUUUUCUCGAUUCAUUUGAUAUAGUUUUUAAAGAACACUACAAAGACGCAGAACAUUUUUUUUCUUCUGCUUUGUACGAGAAAGCCUCAGGAGAAAUGGAUAUAAAACAAAUCCAUAUAUCGUAUGUAAAAGCCUUUUGGCGAAUGGACAGAAUUUUACAACUAGGAAGGAAAGAAACAUCAAAAGCAAGAUGGAGUGGUUGUUCCUCAGUUACUUGUUUAAUUGAUGGUGGAUAUGCAGAUGCUAAACCUAGUCAGGAAGAAGUGCAGUUACUGGAAAGGACACACAAAUACAAACGUAGGCUUGCAGUUUUACAUAUAGCCAAUAUUGGUAACAAAAAGGCAGUUUUAUGCAGAAAUGGGAAACCAUACUGCCUUACGAAAAUCCACAACUCAUGUAGUUCUCAUGAACCAACACAUGUAAAGGAAAAUGGAGGAUCGUACAUCACUAAUGCAGAUCAGGGACUGGAAUCAGUAUGUCGAGGGCUGGGCUACCAUGGAGACCCCAAACUGAAGAAAUCUAUAAUCCCCGCACCUUGCACUCUCUCUGUCCCAAUUAAUCCAAAUUGUGAAUUCCUUGUUCUUGGAUCCAGUGGUCUCUGGGACGUGUUGAGUGACAGGGAAGUUGUUUCAAUAGCAAUGAAUGUCCUAAAAGAUUUGUUGAAAAGCUGCAACAAUUCAAAAGCAGAAAUGGAUUAUUCUCAAGCUUUUCAAAACAGCGCAGCAGCAGAAGACAUACACAAAGUCACAAAUUGUAUUAAUGAAUCCAGUAUUGUCCCUGAAAGGCAUGAUGGACUUGAUGAAGAUGGUGUCAAUCAUGGAAAACCCCUGGGAAACAAUUUUAACCAUGGAACAGCAUCGGAGAGUGGAAGAAUCUGGAGGGACAACUCAAGAGAAAUGUAUGAUAAUGCAGCCGCAUGUGUGAGCCAGAGACUAGUAACAGCAGCAAUGCUCGCAGGAUCUCAGCAAAAUAUUACUGUGUGCCUAGUUCUUCUACCUGGAUGUAUUAACAUUAGUGAUGCAAGUGGAAAUGUGUCGUAACUGGUGACCAUUAAGAAAGGCACACACAGUAAUGUGCAUUGGUGACUGCUUUACAAAUCAAACCAAUCUUGCUACCAUUAUAUAUAAAUAGGAAGAUCCAAUUUCCACUUAUACAGUCAGCAAA
Xenopus laevis (African clawed frog) is the source of this 1988-nucleotide messenger RNA. RefSeq names its product protein phosphatase 2C-like domain-containing protein 1 (gene pp2d1.S). The record is from RefSeq and is a predicted model, not a curated record. Lineage: Eukaryota; Metazoa; Chordata; Amphibia; Anura; Pipidae.